Messenger RNA from Hibiscus syriacus, 704 nucleotides. Its product is annotated as ATPase family AAA domain-containing protein 1-A-like. Gene Ontology annotation, molecular function: ATP binding; ATP hydrolysis activity. Gene Ontology annotation, cellular component: mitochondrial outer membrane. The transcript is spliced from 4 exons. The record is from RefSeq and is a predicted model, not a curated record. The coding region runs from base 106 to 678 and encodes 190 amino acids. Lineage: Eukaryota; Viridiplantae; Streptophyta; Magnoliopsida; Malvales; Malvaceae.
GUGGCUGCCAUAUUUAGCUUGGCCUAUAAACUCCAGCCUGCUAUUAUAUUUAUUGAUGAGGUCGACAGUUUCUUGGGCCAGCGACGAAAUACAGAUCAUGAAGCAAUGACAAACAUGAAGACUGAGUUUAUGGCUUUAUGGGAUGGAUAUACCACUGACCAGAAUGCACGAGUUAUGGUUCUUGCUGCAACAAAUCGUCCAUCAGAACUAGAUGAAGCAAUACUCAGACGUCUCCCUCAGGCUUUCGAGAUUGGUGUACCUGACCGCAGGGAGAGGGCUGAGAUUUUGAAGGUAAUUUUGAAGGGUGAGAGGGUUGAACCAAGCAUUGACUUUGACUACGUAGCCAGUUUGUGUGAAGGUUACACAGGUUCAGAUCUUCUUGAACUCUGCAAGAAAGCAGCCUACUUUCCUAUCAGAGACAUACUAGAUAAGGCGAAGAAAGGAAAACCAUCUGGAGCUCCAAGACCAUUAUCACAGAAUGAUUUGGAGAAAGUUAUCGCCACAUCAAGGAAGACGGGGGUUGCUGCAAAUGAAUAUAGCAGAUUAAGUUCACAAUUAUCUGGAUGGUCAAGGCAAAGUGAAUCAAAUGAUUAUCAGGUUCAAGAUGCAAUUAAUGAACUCUCCAAGCUUGUAGUUUCUCAAAUUGUUAACCUUCAAUCGGAUUCCCAGGAUACCUGAAAUUUUCAGUUAUGUUCUUGGAUGCU